Rhinolophus ferrumequinum (greater horseshoe bat) is the source of this 3173-nucleotide messenger RNA. It is a transcript of the gene INCENP, whose product is annotated as inner centromere protein. Gene Ontology annotation, biological process: metaphase chromosome alignment; mitotic cytokinesis; positive regulation of protein serine/threonine kinase activity. Gene Ontology annotation, cellular component: chromosome passenger complex; meiotic spindle midzone; midbody. NCBI's taxonomy places the organism in Eukaryota, Metazoa, Chordata, Mammalia, Chiroptera, Rhinolophidae. The coding region runs from base 158 to 2851 and encodes 897 amino acids. Gene Ontology annotation, molecular function: protein serine/threonine kinase activator activity. The transcript has 19 exons. The record is from RefSeq and is a predicted model, not a curated record.
UUCGCCCGCGCUGUGAGGCCCCAUUGCUUCCCAGGAACCGUGAGUCCCGGAGUUCGGAAGCUGAGGAUCUGGGUGGGUGGGGGGUUCUGCUAGAGAGGCGGCCGGACUUGGAUCAGAGCAGCACUUAGGAGACGCGGUGCAGUCGAACAGAGCCACCAUGGGGACAUCAGCCCCUGGGCCCAUUCACCUGCUGGAGCUGUGUGACCAGAAGCUCAUGGAGUUUAUCUGCAAUGUGGACAAUAAGGACUUAGUGUGGCUCGAGGAGAUUGAGGAAGAGGCUGAGCGCAUGUUCACCAGAGAAUUCAGCAGAGAGCCUGAGCUGAUGCCCAAAACGCCUUCUCAGAAGAACCGACAGAAGAAGAAACGGAUUUCUUAUGUUCAGGAUGAAAACAGAGACCCAGUCCGGAAAAGGUUGUCCCGCAGAAAGACUCGGAGCAGCCAGUUGAGCUCCCGGCACAUGCGCAGCAAGGACAAGGCGGAGCAGCUGGCCACAGCGACAGGGGAGAACGGCCCUGUCCUGCGGCGGGUGACACGGGCUGCAGCCGCAGCUGUGGCAGCCAACAUGGCUGCUGCUUUGCCCACCCCGGAGUCUCCCACAGCACUGAGCAGGAAGCCCAAGAAUAGCGUCGCCCAGUGCCAGCUGGUGCCCGUGGUGGAGAUCGGCGUCGGCGAGCGCCGCAGUGCCGAGCAGCACCUCAGCGAGCUCACGUCUGCCCGGGCUCCGUCCCCAGCGCCCACUCCAGCCACAGCCCCUGCCUCCCAGAGCACCUCGAUUUCAGACAAGGAAUCAACACCCAAGAAGUCAGGGGCCGGGAGACUGGAGUCUGUCACUGUGAGCUCCCUGAUGGCUACACCCCAGGACCCCAAGGGCCGAGGGGUCGGAGCAGGCCGGUCCGCCUCCAAGCUCAGGAUUGCGCAGACCUCCCCAGGCCCACAGGACUCACCUGGCUCUCCAGCCUCCCCGUGGCGGGAGCGGGUGCUGGCUCCCAUCCUGCCAGAUAAUUGCUUGACGCCCAAGGGCUCCUGUAGGGACCCACACUCAGUGCGGCGCAGCCUGAUUGGCCCGUCCUCCCCGGGUCGCCAGGCCUCUCUGUCCCAGUAUUCCCUGGCAGCCAAACCGGAGAGCACCGUCCGCAGGUCAAGCAGAAGGAUUGACAAGAAGGCCGCCAAAGAGCCGCCCCCCUCCGCCCGCAUCAUCUGUCACAGUUACCUGGAGAGGCUCCUGAAUAUUGAGGUGCCCCAGAAAGUCAGCCCCAAGCAGAAGGAGCCCAGUGAGGACGCUGAGCUUGUGGAGGCACCUGAGCCGGAGGUCCCCAAGAACGACGGGAGUACCUUGUGGCCCCACAGUGCCACCAAGAUUGCCGUUAGCACGCCCGGCCCGCGGCCUGAGGCUAGUGGCCAGGAAACUCCCUCGGAAAGGCAACAGGAGAUCAAGACCGACCAAGCAGAUGGCCCCAAGGAGCCACCCCAAAGUGUUAGGAGGAAGCGCAGCUACAAGCAGGCUGUGAGUGAGCUGGAUGAAGAGUUGCAGCCGGAGGACGAGGACCUGCAGCCCCCCAGGAGCAAGACCCCGUCCCCUCCCUGUCCAGCCAGCAAGGUGGUGCGGCCCCUCCGGACCUUCCUGCACACCGUGCAGAGGAACCAGAUGCUCAUGACCCCGACCUCAGGCUCCCACAGCAGCGUCAUGAAAUCCUUCAUUAAGCGCAACACUCCCCUGCGCAUGGAUCCCAAGUGCAGCUUCGUUGAGAAAGAGCGGCAGCGCCUGGAGAACCUGCGGCGGAAGGAGGAGGCAGAGCAGCUCCGCAGGCAGAAGGUGGAGGAGGACAAGCGGCGGCGGCUGGAGGAGGUGAAGCUGAAGCGCGCGGAGCGCCUCCGCAAGGUGCUGCUGGCCCGGGAACGGGUGCAGCAGAUGAAGGAAGAGAAGAAGAAGCAGAUCGAGCAGAAGUUUGCUCAGCUCGACGAGAAGACUGAGAAGGCCAAAGAGGAGCGACUGGCUGAGGAGAAGGCCAAGAAAAAGGCAGCAGCCAAGAAGAUGGAGGAGGUGGAGGUGCGCAGGAAGCAGGAGGAGGAGGCGCGGAGGUUCAGGUGGCUACAACAGGAGGAGGAAGAGCGGCGGCACCAAGAACUGCUGCAGAAGAAGAAGGAGGAGGAGGAGCAGGAGAGGCUGCGGAAGGCGGCCGAGGCCAAGAGGCUGGCGGAACAACGCGAGCAGGAGCGGCAGCUGGCGGAGCAGCGUGAGCAGGAGCGGAAGAGGGAGCAGGAACGGAAGAGGGAGCAGGAGCGGCUCCAGGCUGAGAGGGAGCUGCAGGAGAGGGAGAAAGCCCUGCGGCUCCAGAAGGAGAAGCUGCAGAGGGAAUUGGAGGAGAAGAAGAAAAAGGAAGAGCAGCAGCGCCUGGCUGAGCAGCAGCAGCUGCAGGAGGAAAAGAAGAAAGCUAAGGAGGCUGCAGUGGCCAGCAAAGCCCUGAACGUGACCGUGGACGUGCAGUCUCCAGCUUGUACCUCAUAUCAGAUGACUCCGCAAGGGCACAGGGCGCCCCCCAGGAUUAACCCGGAUAACUAUGGGAUGGAUCUGAAUAGCGAUGACUCCACGGAUGACGAGGCCCAUCCCCGGAAGCCGAUCCCUUCCUGGGCCAGAGGCACCCAGCUCAGCCAGGCCAUCAUCCAUCAGUACUACCACCCCCCGAACCUCCCCGAGCUCUUUGGAACCAUUCUCCAACUGGACUUGGAGGACAUCUUCAAGAAGAGCAAGCCUCGCUACCACAAGCGCACCAGCUCUGCCGUCUGGAACUCGCCGCCCCUACAGGGCAGCAGGGUUGCCGGCAGCCUGGCCUACAGCCUGAAGAAGUACUGAGGCAGGCCCGCGGGCCUUGUUGGCAGUCUCAGCCCCGGUCUCUCUGUCUGCCUGUCUGUCCACCUCUCUGUUGAUCUGGUGCCCUCCUGCCUGGUAUUCUGUCACUGAGGGUUUGGUCACGUGUAUAUAAACGUUCUCUGUGUGCUGCAGAUGGAAAGUGGCCCAGGCCUGUUUGGAGGCUGCGCUUGGUGGGUGUUUGGGGAAGUGCCAGGCCCAGCCUCGCUUGGCCCGCAGGUAGCACUCUGUAAAUAGAUGGAUAUAAUUCAGACGAAUUUUAGCCACUGGUGUUUGAGAGCUAGAUUAAUAAAGUCUAUUCCUUUAA